AUGGCGACCAACGCGCAGAAGCGCGUCAACCUCGCCGUCUCCAGGGUCAUCCCGCCCGUCUUGCUCGGCGUCGUCUUCUACGCAUCUUAUGCGGUUACAAAACCAAUAUGCAUUGACUAUCUCAUUCACCCGCUCCCUUCCUACCAACGGAGCCCGCGAGUCGGCGCUGGCGCCGCAAUUCUCACCAUCUAUUACCUUCUCCUAAUUCCAUUAUUUGUGACUUAUGCUCGACUUCUCUAUAAUGUUCUAUGGAACCCUGGAUAUCUCCCUCUCGGUGCCCAACGUGCCCAGGCCGAUGCCGCUUCGCAGGACCCCGAGCACAAGCAUGGAAAACGCCGUCGCCGGAUGAGCCGCACAAAAAAGGAGGCAGAAAAGGCCGGUCAGUUGGAAGCUGACCUUGAAAUGGGGGUGGAUAGCCGUGCGGGAGGAGGAGCCUUUCAGCUAGACUCAGCAGGGCUGGAAAGCUUCUAUACCAAGGAUGUUUUUGUGUGCCAGGAAGAUGGCCGUCCAGCAUAUUGCUCUACCUGUUGUCAAUUUAAGACUGAUCGCGCGCACCACUGCCGUGAGGUUGAUCGCUGUGUGCGCAAGAUGGACCAUUUUUGUCCUUGGGUUGGAGGUGUGGUGUCAGAGACCUCAUUCAAAUUCUUCAUACAGUUUGUCACCUAUACAAUGAUUUUCUGUACAUACAGCUUGAUCGUUGCGGCAUAUGUCACGGCCGAGGCAAAUCGCCAUAAUGGCAAAAUCAGUCCCCACUGGUGUGUUUGCAUUGGGCUGAGCGCCUUGUUUGGAUUUUUCUCUUCUGGCAUGACUCUAAGUUCCAUUCAAUUGGCUAUACUUAAUCUCACCACCAUUGAAAAUCUUAACCGCCGAUCCGUCGUCUGGACGCUCGCCAUCCGAGUCCCCGAGCAUAUGUUGGACCGACUCUGGGCAACAGAUUCCCCCUGGGCUCCUACUUUUCGCAUGGUGUCCUUCCCACCACAGCCACCCGCGCCUGCUGAUCAACCCCAAACCACCGACCCGUCCACGGAGGAGCGUCACGUCUUCGCCAUCCUCCAUACUCUUCCCGGCGAGAACCCCUUCAGCCUCGGUAGCGGCCUCAAAAACCUCCAGCAGGUCAUGGGCUACACUGUUGGCGAGUGGCUCCUCCCAUUCAAGCAAAGCCCGUGUGCCGAUCACAGAAGCGCAGAAAGCGCUUUCUCCCUGGGUCCUGUAGUGACCCGGUUGAAGCAGGAGGCCGGCUUGGCACCGACCCCCGAGCCACAAAAUGGAUCGGCGUCCCGGCCCCAGUCUGCACGGCAUAGCCGCGGCGGGAACCAUGGAAGAUAA
Molecule: messenger RNA, 1326 nt
Organism: Penicillium macrosclerotiorum
Lineage: Eukaryota; Fungi; Ascomycota; Eurotiomycetes; Eurotiales; Aspergillaceae
Product: DHHC family palmitoyltransferase
Exons: 5
Coding region: 1-1326 (441 amino acids)
Biological process (GO): peptidyl-L-cysteine S-palmitoylation; protein targeting to membrane
Cellular component (GO): endoplasmic reticulum; Golgi apparatus
Molecular function (GO): protein-cysteine S-palmitoyltransferase activity
Source: RefSeq, a predicted model, not a curated record